This is a messenger RNA of Lacerta agilis (Sand lizard), 1859 nucleotides long. It is a transcript of the gene NMI, whose product is annotated as N-myc and STAT interactor. The record is from RefSeq and is a predicted model, not a curated record. The transcript has 11 exons. Gene Ontology annotation, cellular component: cytoplasm. Lineage: Eukaryota; Metazoa; Chordata; Lepidosauria; Squamata; Lacertidae. Bases 71 to 1345 code for a protein of 424 amino acids.
CGUGACUUCCAGUCAAGGGGCUGCAACUUUCUGUUUUCGUUCCCUGGCGAUCCUCCCUUUGCAGCCGGGGAUGCAAAGCUCAGCUCCUAAUAUGGAGGAAAGUGAGAUUACAGGAGCGCUUGUAAAUGAGACGGAGAAUGUUAAAGAACCAGAUAAAUUAAAGAGUAUGGAGAAUGGUGAGCCUCCAGGCACACUUGUGAACAAAACAAAGCAUCUUGGAGAACGGGAAAAAGGCAAAACUACUGAGGAAGGCCAAGUUGCAAACCAACGUGUCAACGAGGCGGAAAGGGAACGGCAAGAAUGGGAGGAGAAGGUUGCCAGCGCUGAAAAGGCAAAGGCCGAAACGCUUCUUUCGAAACUUGCCGAUGAGAAGAGGUCCCGCUGCCAAGAUGAGUUAAGAAAGCUAAAGGAUCAGGAAAACGAGGCACUGAGGGAAAGAAUGAUGGUGCACGAGAAGCAUCAGGAGGAAAUUUCCGUAAUAAAUUCAAAGAAUACUGAGCUAAAAAGGGAAAUUCAGGUCCUUAAAGCCAGGCUUGCAGAAGAGAAAGCCAAAUGUGGAGAGCUUGCAAAGAGAUUUCGGCUCAAAAAUGACAUACCUGAGAAGAAGAUGAAGUUUGUGCGGCUGGAGAAUAUCAAGGAUGAGGGCAUGUAUAUGAACAUAAACUGCCUUUUCCACAUAGCGUCAAAAAUCCCAUUCAGGCUAAGCCAAGGAGAAGCUCUCAUCACGUUUGAAGAGGAAUGUGUUGCCCAGGGACUGAUCCAAAAACACUGCCAUAAUGUGAACUUUGAAAGUAAGAUGAUAGCUAUGAAAGCUCUGCCCGUUAUCCUGGAGAGGGGAGUAACAUUUGAGCUCCAUGCUAAGAUCUCUAGAAAGCAGAUUAAUGUUUCUAACAUCCCAUACCUAAAGAUCCCUCCGGAAUGGAUGAGAGAUAAGUUGGAACUGAAUUUGUACAAAGCUAAACUGGGAGGAGAAGUGCAGAAUGUGACCUAUGACCAGCAGUCCCAGAUGGCCCUCGUUACAUUUGGCCAGCCAAUAGCUGCCAACAACAUUGUAAGAUGUGGAAAAUGCCCUUUCCGUACAGGUGAAAGGAUUCAUUUUGUCCUGAUUUCUCCUAUCAUAGAGAAGACUCUGAAAAGAUUUCAGAUAUAUUCAGGGAUUUCCAGGAAAACCAUACUGCUAACGGGAAUCAAGGCAGAAGAGGAUGAUGAUGAAAGUGUGCAAGAUAUGAUUGCGAUCCACUUUCAGAAACGUAGAAAUGGUGGCGGUGAAGUGGAGAAUGUCAAAUUCGUUUCACAAGGAGCCAAAGUCGCUUACUUUGAGAAUGGUGCAGAGAAUGUUAUAUGACAGAGAAUGAAGUUGAACUUGAUUUUCCAUUCUGCCACAGAACAAUAAACAUGCUCUGUGUUUUUAAUAAAAUAUUAUUUCACUAGAUGGUGUGCCUGCUUGUUUUCUAAAUCAAACGUCAUUUUUCACAGAUGGGAAGGCUCUCCUCUGAUCCAGCAAAAGUAAUGGCAAACAGUGCAAUCCUAUCUAUGCAUGUUUACUUAGAAGUAACUCCCACUGUUUUAAAUGGGGUUUACUCUGAAAUAAGUGUACAUUGGUUUGCUGCUUAUGUUCAUCAGAUUGUAAAGAAGGCAUCACUAGGCAAGCACUGAUUGAUCUUAGCGCUACAAUAGGAAACAAGCCCCAACAGAGAUGAUGGCUGACAUAAGAUGACUACGAGUCCUUUACGAUCUCAGUAAAUUGAUUAUAUACUUUAGAGUCAGAGGUUCAUUGCAGAUAGCUAAUAUUGGAUCCUAGAUUGCUGUUAUGGUCAAUACAAUAUAAGUGCUCAUAAUAAAUUGGUGUGUUUCGAAUA